UCCUCUGAAAUUUCACUUUCACUGAACUAUUCUCGUGAAAGUUAACGUUAUAUCUAACGGAGAUUUAAAAGAUAAAAUUCUUUCUUCAAUUAUGUUCAAGCUAGCUGCUAUCUCUAUCAUAAUACUAGUAGUAUACUCGAUGAAACUUGAUAAAUGAUCUACCAGUUUACGUUUUGUUCUUUGUCGGUUCUCUAUAUAACCACAAUACCUGAUAGAGAAAUUAAGAGCCGACAACUCUAAGAUCGAUUCAGCUUAAUAUCAUCAAGAAAGUUCUUGAAAAGCAGGUGAUUAAAUAAUUCUAUAUAUUAUUAGGGUUUUGGAAGACAAGAAGAUUGUGUUUGAGUUAUAUAUAAUUAAUGUCGGAGAGAUUUGAAUCAUCUGGGUGUUUACACUCGACAGCAAAUUUCCUAGACAGUUCAUCAUCACUAGCAGUCCUUGGAAUGAAUGGUUUAAGGCAACAUCAGCAGUCUGAUCAAUCACAUGUGGCGCAACAAAGUCGUCGCGUUAAACUACGGGUUCCACAUACUUCAUCGUCUCAUCAAUUACAAGAUUUUGCAGGCCAUUUGGUGCAAUUACCUAACAAAUAUUCAGCUCUUAGUAAUAAUCAUUCUGACGUUUUUCGAGUUAGUAGCUUUAGAGAUUAUAGUAGUACUGAUUUACUUAGUCAUCACCAUCAUCAACAUGACCCUAUUCCUACUACUAACACUAGUUCUAUAUUUCCCUCUCAUAAUCAGCAUAGCGAGAUUCAUCAUAACCCUAGUAUGUUAUUGGCUGAUGAACAGAAAGAUGUUAUAAUGAAUCAAGAGCCAAACUGUGUGCAGCCAUCAGCAAUUAGGGCCAUUUCAAUAGAUCAUCAGGAUUCACCUUCAUUUGCUAAUUCUUCUUCUUCGUAUCGCGUCGUUCCGUCAGACUUUAUGCCCACCUCUUCUUCUUCUAAAGUACUUAAUGAUCAACAAACUCUUUCUUAUUGGAAAGGACAACAAAGUUGUGAUUGGAUUUCAAAUUUUGUGAAUGGUUCUAGUAGUAAUAAUGUUAAUAGUAACACUAGAAGUAUGAAAGAAGUUGAUUUUUCCGCUGCUCCGUUGUAUAUGAAGCAUGGUUGUAAUGGGUAUCAAGAUGUUCAGUCUUCAUUUACUACUAGUAAUCAAGUUCCUGAAGUCUCAAAUCAAGAUUGUCAAAAGCCGUAUGGUGAAAUGAACUUCAAUAAUUCUCCAUUGAAUGUUUACCAAACCAGCCUUCAAGAUGUUGUGACUACUUCUUCAAAUAUAGGUUUUGAAAUGGUGCCACUAGUAGAACAAAAGUUAAGGGAAACUGGUAAUGGAUCAUCAUGGGUUGAUGGUGGCAAUGAAUUGGUUCUUCUUCCAAGUUAUGUUAAUCAAUCAAGUGUAUCACAAGUUAAUGAAGCUAGUACUACUUGGACGAACAGGCCAGUUGAUCAUGGUAGUUCUAGUAGUAGUCAUCAUUGGAAUGGGGAAUUAGGUUUUGCAGCAGAUAAACGUGGCGGAAACUUUGUGGGUGGUGAUCCUACAACUCAGAGCUUAUCUUUAUCACUUUCCUCACAUCGACCACCUUCAGAAUUGCAUGCACCUCCUUAUGGAGAUAGAUUUGGUUCUGAUCUGAAUAUGCAAUAUAAGAUGGGAACUUGCAGUGGUUCUCAAGAUACGAGGAGUAACAAUCCAGGUUAUUUAUUCUCGGAUCAGCUAUCACCCACCCGUUUUAAAGCUGGUAAUUCUGUUGAAAAUAUCGAGGGUUCCUCUGCAUAUGCCCGUCGUUGUUCUGGUCCUCUUGGGCCUUUUACUGGGUAUGCAACUAUUUUAAAAAAUUCCAAGUUCUUGAAGCCAGCUCAACAGCUCUUGGAUGAAUUUUGUGGUAUAACGGGUUCUAAGCUCGUCGCAACUGAAAUGACUAAUAAAGGUUUUAGAGAAGUAAGCAGUUUAUCAGAUCUGGUGAAUGAUGAAAGUGAGAUUGGCAGGAGAGAUGGGAAUUCUGGCGUCUCAUCUUCAAUUUGCAGUUCUAAAAGCGUAGGUGAAGGCAGAGUGGGAAGUGGACAUUGUCAAUCCUACCAACCCGAGUUCCAGCAGAAGAAAGCAAAGCUCUUAUAUAUGUUAGAGGAGGUCUGCAGACGAUACAAGCAAUAUCAUCAACAGAUGCAAAUGGUGGUGUCUUCUUUUGAAUCAGUAGCUGGUCUUGAUGCUGCCACACCUUACACUUCUUUGGCUUUGAAAACAAUCUCGAAACACUUUCGGUGCUUAAAGAAUACAAUUGCUGAUCAGCUCAGGCUCAUAAGGAAGGCAUUAGGAGAGGAUUUCUCAUCCCCUACUAGUAGAGUAAGCAGUAACAAGGGUGAUGCUACAGUACCGAGGCUGAGAUUUAUUGAUCAGAAUCCUGGAAAACAAGCAGCUCUUGGGAACAGGCUAGGCUUUCUUGAAACCCAACAUCACAUUUGGAGACCUCAAAGAGGUCUUCCGGAACGGUCAGUUGCUGUUCUGAGAGCGUGGUUGUUUGAGCAUUUCCUUCACCCAUAUCCAACGGACACAGAUAAGCAUAUGCUUGCAACUCAGACGGGUCUUACACGAAGCCAGGUAUCAAACUGGUUCAUUAAUGCUCGAGUACGAGUGUGGAAGCCCAUGGUGGAGGAGAUGCACAUGCUUGAAACCAAGGCAUCAUCGGAUGUGGACCUAAGUCCUGGGAGGCAAAGCAGUAUAAAAUCUAGUAUGAUGGAUUGCAGCAGUCAGAGAAUGCGUGAAUAUCAGUGCACUGACGAGCUCAUGGUAAAUCCAAUAUCUGGAAGGGGACAAGAAUAUCUCAAUAUCAUAUCAUCAAAUGCUGAAGUUGGUCAGAGUUCAGAACAACAAUGGCACCAGGAGAAACGGUCUAGGAUGGAAUGUCAAAUUCCGUCGUCAGGCAUGGAUGGAGGUUAUAUGGGAUUCAUUCCAUACCAUCAAAGCGCUCUCGAGCUUGGCGGACUUGGAUCUGUUUCACUGACAUUAGGGCUCCGACGCAGUGCAGAAAGUGGACAACAACAGCAGCAACAUGAGGAUCAUCUAAGGAGACAUUUUGGAGGUCAGAUGGUUCAUGAUUUUGUGGGGUGAUUUGGUCCUGGAUCUUUCUUGUAAGUGUAAAAAUGGUUCUUUGCUUAAAUUUUACAGAAUGAGUGUGAGAGAAGAGGGACACUUGACCAAAACGGUGUCAGAUGUAAUUAAGUUGGGUUCUCAGAUCAUUCUCUUUUUCUCCCCUUUGCUUUUCUCAAUUGUAGCUCUGUGAUGGAGAAAUUGUUUCCUGUAUUGCUGAGCAUACUUUUAUCACGCAAAAGUGAAGUCUGCCGUGAAAUGAUUUUGUUACUC
Molecule: messenger RNA, 3344 nt
Organism: Papaver somniferum (opium poppy)
Lineage: Eukaryota; Viridiplantae; Streptophyta; Magnoliopsida; Ranunculales; Papaveraceae
Product: BEL1-like homeodomain protein 10
Exons: 5
Coding region: 357-3092 (911 amino acids)
Biological process (GO): regulation of transcription by RNA polymerase II
Molecular function (GO): DNA-binding transcription factor activity, RNA polymerase II-specific; RNA polymerase II cis-regulatory region sequence-specific DNA binding
Source: RefSeq, a predicted model, not a curated record